Penicillium manginii is the source of this 444-nucleotide messenger RNA. Its product is annotated as cytosine deaminase. Gene Ontology annotation, molecular function: diaminohydroxyphosphoribosylaminopyrimidine deaminase activity. The coding region runs from base 1 to 444 and encodes 147 amino acids. Lineage: Eukaryota; Fungi; Ascomycota; Eurotiomycetes; Eurotiales; Aspergillaceae. The record is from RefSeq and is a predicted model, not a curated record. The transcript has 2 exons. Gene Ontology annotation, cellular component: cytoplasm; nucleus.
AUGAAUCAAGAGCCUGGUUUCAUUGCCGCCGUUGAGGAGGCCAAGUUGGGAUACGCCGAGGGCGGCGUUCCCAUUGGAGCUGCGCUGGUCUCCAAGGAUGGCCAAAUUUUGGGCCGAGGCCAUAAUAUGCGCGUGCAAAAGGGCAGCCCGGUUCUGCAUGCUGAGAUGUCUGCUCUGGAAAACUCUGGCCGACUGCCCGCCUCUGCCUAUGAAGGUGCAACCAUGUAUACCACCCUCUCGCCUUGCGAUAUGUGCACUGGUGCUUGUCUGCUCUACAAGGUGAAGCGUGUUGUCAUUGGCGAAAACAAGAACUUCCUCGGUGGCGAGGAGUUGCUCAAGAGCCGUGGUAAAGAUGUCAUCGUGGUCGACGACCAGGAGUGCAAGGACCUCAUGGAGAAAUUUAUGAAGGAGAAGCCAGAGCUUUGGUAUGUUGCAUGCAGAUGA